Fraxinus pennsylvanica is the source of this 474-nucleotide messenger RNA. NCBI's taxonomy places the organism in Eukaryota, Viridiplantae, Streptophyta, Magnoliopsida, Lamiales, Oleaceae. The record is from the annotation of a GenBank genome assembly.
AUGGCGGAUCAGUCUUAUAGGCAGCAGCAUGCAAGAGGCAGUAAUACCAGAUCCUUUCUACAUAAACUGCAGGAGCAUUCCCCAAAUUCAACCCAACUCGUUGGGUUCAUGACCCUUGUCAUCUCUGGUGUCAUUUUGCUUCUUCUUACUGGCCUAACAUUGACUAUUACGGUUCUUGGGCUUAUUUUCUUCACGCCUUUGAUCCUCAUUUCUAGCCCCAUAUGGGUCCCCGCUGGAACAAUCAUCUUUCUCGUCAGUGCUGGAUUUCUUUCCUUUUUGGGGUUUGGGAUUGGUGUUGUGGCGGUCAUUUCUUGGCUGUAUAGGUAUUUCAGAGGGUUCCACCCGCCUGGUUCCGAUAGGGUCGAUUACGCCAGAAGCCGAAUUGCGGAUACGGCGAGCCACAUGAAGGAUUACGCCAAAGAGUACGGCGAGUAUUGGCAAGGAAAAACAAAGGAUGCAGCUCCUGGGGCUUGA